Messenger RNA from Apis florea (little honeybee), 3497 nucleotides. RefSeq names its product T-box transcription factor TBX15. Lineage: Eukaryota; Metazoa; Arthropoda; Insecta; Hymenoptera; Apidae. Gene Ontology annotation, molecular function: DNA-binding transcription factor activity, RNA polymerase II-specific; RNA polymerase II cis-regulatory region sequence-specific DNA binding. Gene Ontology annotation, biological process: regulation of transcription by RNA polymerase II; cell fate specification; positive regulation of DNA-templated transcription. Gene Ontology annotation, cellular component: chromatin; nucleus. The record is from RefSeq and is a predicted model, not a curated record.
AUGUAUAGCAAGCGAGUAGGAUAUAUAAAGACGCGGGAUCGCGGCGUUAAUUUCGUAGAGAAGAAGAAGAGGGAAGGGAAGAGAAAGGGGAAGAAAAAAGAUGGGCGGGCGAAGGAUUUUUCUACUAAGGGAAACGUAAAUUGCUCCUGUUUUUGCGGCGGGGAUCUCUCUCUCGUCCGGUGCUUUCAGCCGGUAAUCACAUUAGCACCGUUAACGACGCCAUUACAGCUCCCGUGGCAAUCUAGAGAUUCUCCUUUCUUUUUUUCCAGGCGAAUGUUCCCCACUUGCCGGGUCUCGUUCAACGGAUUGAAAUCGGAGGGGAGGUACGCGGUGUUGAUGGACAUAGUCCCGGUGGACAACAAACGGUACCGUUACGCGUAUCACCGAAGCUGUUGGCUGGUCGCCGGUAAAGCGGAUCCACCGGCACCACCCCGCCUCUACGUCCACCCCGACUCCCCGUUCACGGGGGACCAGCUACGGAAGCAGGUGGUCUCGUUCGAGAAGGUGAAAUUGACCAACAACGACAUGGACAAGCACGGCCAGAUCGUUCUCAACUCGAUGCACAGAUAUCAACCGAGGAUACAUUUGGUACGGUGUCGACAAACGGACGACAACAAUCUUCGCAUAACCGAGCUUCAGAAGGAGGAGCACAAGACGUUCGUGUUCCCCGAGGCGAUUUUCACCGCGGUGACUGCCUACCAGAAUCAAUUGAUAACCAAGUUGAAGAUCGACAGCAACCCGUUCGCCAAAGGUUUUCGAGACUCGUCCAGGCUGACGGAUUUCGAUCGGUAGGUAUAUCGUACUUUAUAUAUCCCCGUAUAUUACGCGAUAGAGAAGAAACUCGCUACUAGGUACUACUUACGUAAUCCCGUACGGGCGAUCCAGCGCCGGUGGAUCGAUUGGUUUCGCCGCGUAUUUCGUGCACCGAGGUGGCGAGCGAAGCGAUCAUUACGCGCCAUUAUAACGUCGCCACCUUAAUCAUCGUGCCGGCCGAAUUAUCGACCGAUCUCUUAGAUCUCUCUCUCUCUCUCUCUCUCUCGUUAAAAGUGGAAUUUAUACGUGCGACGCUAAACGUUGAAAAGAAGGAGAGAGAGAGAGAGAAAGAAAGAGAGGCGCGUUUGAUCUCGUGAAUAAGCAUUGCACGCGUGGACGCUCGAUUCCGAGUUAUCCGCGAUCAUCUAUCUACGCGAAUGAUGACGCACCUGCCACCUCGCUCUCUCCUUUCCGAGCGUUUACGCGUGACAGAAAAGAAUUUUUUCUUUUUUUUCCUUUUUUUUUUAUUUUUUAUUUUUUUUUUCUCUCCAUCGUGUCAAAGGAUUAUCGCCGUCUAUAUACAAAGCGACAAAGUAAAAAAGUUGCGAUAACUCGCGUUUACCAUUAAUCUUGGCAGAUGGUAACGCCGUCUCCGCGUUAUCGGACGUUACGUUCGUUGGUGAACGAACCAUCAUCUCGAUUAAUCGCAAUCCCCCUCGCCCCCUCCCCCUAUUCAUCGCGCACGCUUUCGAAUUCGCUCACGAAUCAUCGAUCCGUCCUUCGUUUCGAUUAUUCGCCUCGUUUCGCUUCAAGUUUCGCGCGAAUACGUUACGCGCGUAAGCGUAACUUGCUUGCUUGCUUACGUACUUACUACCACUUAGGUGGGAAUCGAUAAAGUCGCACCGUGCCGUCUGCCAACAACACCUGCUGCCUUCUUCUCCUUCUUCUUCUUCUUCUUCUUCUUCUUCUUUUACCUUCGCGUGUCAAACGCGCUCGAUUAUAUAAUUUUUUUUCUUUUUUUCUUCGUUUAACCCCGUUACGAGAUAAUGGAUACGCGAUAAUUCAAAGAUCUCGAAACGGUGUAAAAUGCCCGAUUCCGGAUCGGAAAAGUCGUUAUUUCGUAAUUUUGUAAAAUUAGUUUGCGCGAAUAAAAAAAAAAAUAAGAAAAGAAAAGGAAGUUGAAGAAAGAUGUGUAUAUAUAUAUAUAUAUAUAUAUAGUGGAUACACGGAGUUUCUUUCUCCGGUUCCGCUCGGGACCGACGAGCACGUAAUCACGCGCGAAUCGGAGGCGUGUCCGAAGAAGAACAACUCUCGACCGAAAAGUCCUUCUCUCCGCUAAUGCGUUGGAUGCGCUUCCGAGAAUGGUAGGGCGUGUUUCGAACCGCGUUUCUCGAAAUUUUUCGUAAACCGUGAAGAAGAAGAAGAAGAAGAAGAAGAAAAAGAAGAAGACCGUGGAAGAAGAUUCGAUUCCCUCGCGACGGACAAAGUUUUCGUCAAACCCGAAAGUAGGGGAAGAUCGAGCACGCUUUAAUGACACGGCAGUUUGAAAAUCGCUACACGAGCAUCCCUCCCCUCCUCAAAUCAGCACCUGGCUAACCUAGCGGAGAUCGCGAAAAAUUUUGCCCCGUCAUUCGAUCGGCUCUCGCGGUCCAGUUACACGCUACACGCUCGCGGAGAAGGAAAAAGAAAGAGGGAAGGAGGAGGAGGAGGUGGGUUGGCGGGGAGGAAGGAGAAGAAAAAGGGGGAGAAGAAGGAUCGGUGGAUACGGCGGUUACGGCAGUCGUGUUCGGCUGCACGGAUGCGGCUCUGGCGGCGUCCAGAGUUAAUGAGAGAGCGGCCGUACGGGGCAAUACGGCGCAUGCUCCCGCCACUUCACGCCGCCGCUGAUAGAUAGAUGCCCCUUCGGCCCUUUCGCCCCCUCUCUCGCUCACCCCCGCUCACCCUCGCCCGUCCUCUAUCUUUCGCUCAUCCCUCCCCCCCUUUUCCAAUUCGCUCCUCUCGACGCCGCCGCAGUCGUCGCCACCAUCGUCGUAACGAACGUAACGAAAUAUCCUUCCUUCUAACGAAGAAAUAAAGAUAUUACGAUAUAUAUAUAUAUAUAUAUAUAGAUAUAUAGAAUCGGGAAAAUUUAAGAAUCAAGUUUAAAAGUUUAAAAGUCGUUAUUGGGCGUCGAAUUUGAUUCGUGGAGAUUUUCGUUUUCCGUUUUCUUCGUUCGAUGGAAGGAGGAAAGGGGAGAAGCGUAUGUCGCGUUCGUCGAUAAGGCGAAAACGAAGAGAGAGAGAGAGAGAGAAAAAGAGGGGGAAAAGAAAAGCAAAAGGGAGAAGAGGAGAAAGAGAGCGAUUCCAAAGUUGGCCGGAGCGCUCGGUUCCGGAGGGCAAGGAGGGCAGGGCAUUCAUCUAUAUUAGCUUCGAGAGCGGACGGCCUGUCAUUACCGCUGCCGCUCCGGCCUUCUUCUUCCUCCUCUUUUUCCUCUGGCAACUCUCCGCUUUCCUUUUCUCUCUCUCUCUCUCCCUCUCUCGAAGCGUCCUCGAGCGAGAGGAAGAUCUCGAAGGAGAAGAGGUUUCUGCUCGGUUCCUUUGGUUUCUCGCGUCCAUCGGCACCAACAACCCUCGCUCAACGACUCUCGACAACUUCGAACUCCCAUACACGAACGAAAGUCCUCCUUUCCUUAACUCCACGGCCCAUUACCAAACUGGCGCAGAUGGUUAACCCGUGAAACUACUCCUCCGGAUAUAUUAAAAAAG